This is a messenger RNA of Mangifera indica (mango), 735 nucleotides long. Its product is annotated as sec-independent protein translocase protein TATA, chloroplastic-like. Gene Ontology annotation, cellular component: membrane. Gene Ontology annotation, biological process: protein transport by the Tat complex. The transcript has 2 exons. Bases 104 to 568 code for a protein of 154 amino acids. NCBI's taxonomy places the organism in Eukaryota, Viridiplantae, Streptophyta, Magnoliopsida, Sapindales, Anacardiaceae. The record is from RefSeq and is a predicted model, not a curated record.
UUCGAUGCGAGCAAACUCGCUUCGAAUCCAACCAUAACCCCACCUUCGCGAAUAUGUUAUCCACCUUCGACCACUCCAAAACACACGAAAUCUGAGCAUCACUAUGGAGAUCUCCUCUUCUUUAACACUCCCUCUCUCUUCUUCGACGAGACCUUUACCGCCACCUUCUCUUCCCAUCUCUUCUUCUCACUCCGCUUUCUUCAUCACCAGUUCUGUCUUCAGCAGAACUAGCUUCAAAAGUAGUUCCCUGUUUCUUAGUCAACGCAGAGCAAAAACUCAAAAUCCCAAGAGGGGCUUCUCUUGCAACGCUUUGUUUGGCCUUGGUGUGCCUGAACUUGCUGUUAUCGCUGGAGUCGCUGCUUUAGUUUUUGGUCCCAAGAAGUUGCCUGAAGUGGGCAGGAGUAUUGGCAAGACCGUCAAGAGCUUCCAACAGGCUGCAAAGGAGUUUGAGUCAGAGCUUAAAAAGAAUCCUGAUUCUGAAACAAACCUGCCUGUGGAGAAUCCUACCGCAGCCAAUGUAGAGGAGAAACAAGAUGAGAAGAUCCCAAACUCAAAGGAAAGUUUAUGAGAGUAGAAAUCUUGUUUAGUUGGUAAAGUUUAUAAAUAUUCCACUGUUAUAUCAAUGAGUUUAGAACAAGCAGGUUCAUUUUGAAUAAAUAUAAUUGAAAAUUUCAUUUUUGGGAGUCCUUGUUUAAAGAAAUUGGGAGACUAAUAUAGCAUUAAAUUUAGUUGAAA